AAUGUUAUAUCUGAUGGAAAAAGCUGUGAAGUCAAAAUCCUGUCUUUUUAAGCGACACAUCAAAUGUGACUUUGAAACUAAAUUACCUUAAACUGUUAACUAACCGCCGGCCUGUAGCUGAGCUCAUAGCGGUUGUGUGUUUUUGAGAUGGUUGUCGUUAAUGUCGCUGCUGUUUUCAGCGUCAGCUAACGUUAUUUACUCAUAACUUUGUCAUAUGCGCCACACAGUCUGGCGAGGUAGACUUCUUUCAUUUGCCCCUCUCUAGCGUGUGAAAGACUAUGAGUAAAGAGUCCAGGAUGAAGGCAACCGUUAACCAAAAGCUGACUGAGAUGGGGGAGCGAGAGAGACUGAAGGAGUUACUGAGGGCGAAGCUCACUGAGUGUGGAUGGAAGGACCAGAUGAAAGCUCACUGCAAAGAAGUAAUUAAAGAAAAAGGCUUGGAGCACGUGACUGUGGAGGACCUGGUGGUAGAGAUCACUCCUAAAGGAAGAGCGUUGGUGCCGGACAGCGUCAAGAAAGAGCUCCUCCACAGAAUAAGAGCCUUCUUAGCUCAGCAUGCCACAUAAUUUAGAUUUUAAACAUUUCCUUAGACCGCCUGCCUAUACUCUCAUCAUAUAGAAUAUUUUUAAUGGUUUGAUUUACUUGAAUCUUAAAGAUACUUUUUUCAUUAUCUUGAUAUUUUCAGAGACAUACUGACACGUGCUUGGCAAUUUGUUUGUGUGAUUUUUCGAUUUCUGUUACUACAGUUAUCACGUAUUUGUUAAUGCACUUACAUUGCACACUAGCUGUCCUUUGUAAAAGGGAUGUGCUGUAAAGAUAAAGCUUUGGAUUUGCUGAACAACAAUCAUUUUCAAAAAUGUAAAAACAAACAGUAAAAUAUAUGACGUAAAUAAAUAACAACAACAAUA
Messenger RNA from Epinephelus fuscoguttatus (brown-marbled grouper), 908 nucleotides. RefSeq names its product ENY2 transcription and export complex 2 subunit (gene eny2). Lineage: Eukaryota; Metazoa; Chordata; Actinopteri; Perciformes; Serranidae. The transcript has 5 exons. Gene Ontology annotation, cellular component: SAGA complex; DUBm complex; nuclear pore. Gene Ontology annotation, molecular function: transcription coactivator activity; chromatin binding. The record is from RefSeq and is a predicted model, not a curated record. The coding region runs from base 279 to 566 and encodes 95 amino acids. Gene Ontology annotation, biological process: poly(A)+ mRNA export from nucleus; positive regulation of DNA-templated transcription; regulation of transcription by RNA polymerase II.